Filobasidium floriforme is the source of this 751-nucleotide messenger RNA. RefSeq lists its product as uncharacterized. The coding region runs from base 1 to 360 and encodes 119 amino acids. The record is from RefSeq and is a predicted model, not a curated record. Lineage: Eukaryota; Fungi; Basidiomycota; Tremellomycetes; Filobasidiales; Filobasidiaceae. The transcript has 4 exons.
AUGGGGUUCGACGAGUUGCGAAACGGUGUACGACCAUCAACACGUCAUGCACUGCAGCCGCUCCACGCCAGCGUCCCUAUCCGCACCUCGCAAAUUUCCCUACUCACUGUUUACACCGGUUACACCCUAUUUGUGUAUUUCUUGUCUCUAUUUAAGGGGGGUCUAGAUAGGCUGACUUCGCGAGGUGCUAUCCGAGAAGUGGGCGAUCUUGUCGUUACAUGGUGUCUAUGCUACAUUUGUGAUCAUGAUCUCGCAGACUAUACAAUAAGGUGUCCAGACACUUCUCUCUGUCUAUACAACGGUGCAACAAGCCCGGAGAACGAUUGCGUCGACCGUCUCUCUCGCUUCGCCGUGAUGUGAUUGGUUGAUAAUUCCCACCGAGACCUUGUGCGGUCGAAUCGGAUGGAAGGUGCAGUGAAAUGAAUUGUUGUGUGGUGUAUCGCCGUGGCUCUUCGUACGUUGUUGUUUAUCGUCUUUCGUGAUUCGCGUUUACUGGUGGUUGUUGUGUCUCGGACGUGUGCUGGGAUUGAAAUUGAUGGGGGGUUCAAGAAGGAGGAUGCCGGUAGACUGCAGAAUUUGGCUCGUCCAUGAUUUAUGAGGAUGAUGGCGUCGAUCGGGAGGCUUCAGGAUUGGCGUAAGCUACCGUUGCGACUACUGAUGGCAUGACCGAGGCUACCGCCGAGCGAUCCUCUUCCUCUCCCUCCCCUCAAUCACGUCGUCCUCCCCCUCGCUCCCCUGGACCUGGACUGAC